AUGACUGCCCCGGAAUCUCUGCCCACCACCCACAAGGCACUCAAAGUAUCUGGGCCUGGACAUGUCUACGUGUCCGAAGAUGCCUCAGUACCUUCACCAGGCCGGUCGGAGCUGCUCGUACGCGUGGCAUGCGUCUCGAUCAACCAGGUAGACUGCAAGUCUGCCGACCUAUCUCCCACACCCGGCGCAACCAGCGGCACUGAUUUCUCUGGUGUUGUAAUAGCUCUAGGCAGCGACGUCGACGCAGAGGCUUGGCAUGUGGGCGACCGCAUCAUGGCCGGCAUCUUUGGAAACAACCCUCUCCGGCGGGAUAACGGUGCGUUUGCCGAGUAUGCCGUUGUUCCCGCGCGUCUGGCCUGGAGAAUUCCAGCCAGCAUGGACCUUGCCACCGCUGCUUCCCUGCCUGCCGCCUUGGCCACCGUCGGACUGUCCCUUUUCCAGUACAUGAAGAUGGCGAUGCCAGACAAUACAGAAGGCGCUCUGCAGCUCGGCUCCAACAAGGAUUCAGCAGCAGCAUCAACUACCACAAGCUCGGCAUCCUAUGUGCUGGUCUAUGGAGGCGGCACGGCCACAGGGGCCAUGGCGAUCCAGGUCCUCAAGCUGAUGGGUCUCACCCCCAUCACAACGUGCUCGGCAUCCUCAGCAGCAAGAUCCAUGGAACUCGGCGCCGCGGCGACCUUUGAUUAUCGCUCGCCCAGCUGCGGCGCCGACGUCCUGAACUACACGCAGGGCGCUCUCACGCUUGCUCUCGACUGCAUCUCGGACUCGAACUCCAUGUCGACGUGCUACAAGGCCCUAGGUCCCGCCGGUGGUCGAUACGUGGCUCUGGACCCCUUUCCCCUCCGCGGCCACACGCGCCGCAGCGUCGAGCCGGAUUGGGUGUGCUGCUACACGCAGUUCGGUCACGAUGUGGCCUGGGCCCCGCCUUUCGACCUGGAUGCCCGUGUCGACGACCGUGUCUGCGCUGAGGCGUGGUAUGUUCUUGCGCAGCGGCUGCUGGACGAGGGUCUGGUCGUACCGCAGCCGUUGGAGGUGCGCCGCGGGGGUUUGGCGGGCGUUGGCGAGGGUAUGCAGGAGGUGCGGAGAGGGUUGAUCAAGGGCAAAAAGCUUGUGUAUUCUGUUGCCGAGAUUGCGGUCUAA
Molecule: messenger RNA, 1140 nt
Organism: Colletotrichum lupini
Lineage: Eukaryota; Fungi; Ascomycota; Sordariomycetes; Glomerellales; Glomerellaceae
Product: alcohol dehydrogenase GroES-like domain-containing protein
Exons: 1
Coding region: 1-1140 (379 amino acids)
Molecular function (GO): oxidoreductase activity, acting on NAD(P)H
Source: RefSeq, a predicted model, not a curated record